Messenger RNA from Puntigrus tetrazona (Sumatra barb), 2465 nucleotides. RefSeq names its product catenin (cadherin-associated protein), alpha-like 1 (gene ctnnal1). The record is from RefSeq and is a predicted model, not a curated record. Gene Ontology annotation, molecular function: actin filament binding; cadherin binding. Gene Ontology annotation, biological process: Rho protein signal transduction; cell adhesion. NCBI's taxonomy places the organism in Eukaryota, Metazoa, Chordata, Actinopteri, Cypriniformes, Cyprinidae.
UACUGACUCGCCAGUGGCUGCAGCAGUCAGUCCUGGGGUUGUAGUUUGGUAUAUUGCAUGUACAUGAACAGUUCUUCACUCAGAAGCGAGCGCGCGGGGAAUAAGGCGAGGAACAGACGGAGGGAUCUUUCAAACUAAACCAAACACGCGCUCGCAGUAUCGAGAGACUCCCGGCGAACUCGGUGUUGUGGAGAGCGCUCGUGGGGGUCGGAUCGGCGGGAAUGGCUUCGUCUCCGUGCGGCGGUGGGAACUUUGACUGCGGGCUGGAGAUCCAAACUCGCUCGGUGGAGCAAACACUCAUCCCGCUCGUGUCUCAGAUUACCACACUGAUCAAUCACAAAGACAAGCUCAAGAAGACGGAGAAGACCUUACGGGCCAUCCAGAGAGGCAGGCGGCCGGUCAGUGUUGCAGUUGGCCGCUUCAGGCGUGUGGGUGAAGCCAUUGCAGCAGAGAAUGAAGACUUUAAGGACCAGAUGGGACUGGCUUGCUUUGAGGUCCGGAGAGCAGGUUACUGGAUUGAUGUGUCCUGUCUGGAGCAGUGUGAGGCGAUGGGCGCAUCAGGGUUUAGUGACAGGACCUGCAUGGUGAAAGCUACUCGCAUGCUGCUCUCCUCUGUUACCAAAGUCCUGGUGCUCGCAGACUGCAUCGUUAUCAAACAGAUCAUAAGCUCCCGCAACAAAGCAAUGUAUUUGCUGCUGGUUACCCUGGAGCAGCUGGAGAAGUCAGCACUUUUCAGGUGUCAAAUCUUCAGCCAAUUUGGGAGCAGAGAUGGUAAGUUUGCCCAUCACAGAGACAGACAAGUCCAGUGCCAGAGUUCUGCCAUUUCGUCAGGAUCCACAGAGGAUGAAAAGAAAAGAGCUCGGAUGGCCGCCGCCGUGUGCUGUGCUGGAGAAUGCACCAUGAUGCUCCUCUUUGCCUCUCAGACUUGUCUGGAGACAUCCAGACUCUGUGAGUUGCGGAUCAACAAAGAAGCAGUCUUCCAGCAGCGUAACCAUCUGGCCCUGGAGCAAGUCAUUGGGAUUGUGGCUGGCACAGGGAGGCGUGGAAUUAGAGACUCUCUGUACUGUGUGUCCUCUGUGAGGCUGCUUGGGGCUCAGCUGGAAGCUCUGGUGGAAAACCAAGAGACUUACAGACUCUCUGCCUACACCAGCCAUAGGCAGAGAAGAGAGACAAUCAUGCAGCUCUGCCCAGAUCCCACACGUCAGAGACAAACAGCUCAUCAGCGGCACACAUGGGAACCACGCGGUAAGAGGACACACGCUCAAUCGCUUAAAGCCAAAGAGGCCACGGGCGAGGUGGAGCUCUCUAUUUUGAAGACUUGUCAGAGUGUCAGCGAUCUCAGGCGAGAGCUUCAUAGGGUGGCGGUGGGAAGGGCCACUGAGCUGCUGAAGCUGCAUUCAGAUCAUCUGGUGCUGCAGGCCCCUGAGGCCUCCGGUGAGGAUGGAAACCUGGAGGCUGUGGCUGAUUAUGCGGCAACUGAUUCUGAACACAAAGAGCAACUGGUGGAGACUUGCCGUUUGCUCUGCCACAUUUCACCAGGACUGAGCACUGGAAUCACCUGCGUUCAUGGAGAAACUUUCCGUGUCAUUGGUCCUCAGCAACAGACCACUGCUCUGCACCCCACCAGCAAGAUUGCCAAGAAAACCUGGAUGUGUUUUUGCAGAGGCCAAGGGUCCCAGCUGUGCGACAUGGCCAUCCUACUGAAGGAGAUCAAUGAUGUGUUUGAGGCCGCAGAGAGGGUGCGUGAUAAGAAAACAUAUCUGUCUCUACCCAGACCAGGGAAACACUCUGCCAACCUGAAAUGACAUAUCCUUGUGGCGUGAUCUGUUCAGGAGCAAACCACCAUCGCCAAGCUUGGGCUGGAACUGUGUCUCCUCACUUCAGAUGUGGACUCAGAGGUGGAGCGCUGGGGCGAGCAGGACCGCGACAUGGAUUGUUUGUGUCAGAUCAUAUCCAGCAUGGCUUAUUCCAUGUACCUCUUCACCAGGGGAGGGGAAGGCCUACUGAAGACAACUUUGGAUCUAUUCCACCAAGCCCGAGUGUUGUCAGACCAAGGUCUCAGCUGUGCCACAUCCUCCACUCUCUCUCUGCUGGAUGAAGACAGAAUCCUUAUUCUGUCUGAGACCGAGAAGCUGUCAGCCGCAUGUCAACAGCUGCAGGUCUGUGCCAAGACUCCGGUUCAGGGCAAGAGCGCCAUCUUUCAGAAGGUAAUCCAGUCGACUCAUCCCAUACAGAAUACCAAAGGCAUUUUGACAGUGGUGGUAUAUUUACUGCCCAUCUGUAAUAAGCUCAUCAGAAGGUAGGUAGCAACGCGCAGCUGUCUGGCUUCACCUCAGCACUGGAGGGAGAAGCAGCUGUGGUGUACGACCGUCAGCGAGGAAAAUCUGAGCAGCAAAGGCUCCAGCGGCCGCCAGGUCAAAUCCUGGCAACACAUGGCCAAUCUAACAUUCCUGGAGAGCAAAUAA